AAAGUUAACAAAAAGGAAACAAAAUUUAAUAAUAAAUGAAAAUUAAUUAAAUAUUCAGUAAAAUUGCAUAACAUUUGAUGGUAAUGGCAGAUGAAGACACUGACGAUUACAUGAAUGGUAUAACAUUUGUGACGGCAAUUGAGAAACGAUAUAUCGAGACAUGUAUUAUACCGAAAGAUGUCCUCCAUUUGCCGCAAACCGAUGGUCACCAACGGACCAUUGAAUUAGUCGGCUUUGAGAAGACAUUCGAGCGAUUGAAUGAAGUGGUUGUCUCACACAUGAAGAUCAUUGCCAGUGGUAAUGAUUGCCAUCGUCUGAGAUCAGUAUUAAGUCAAACAAAGACAUUGGUUUUGUCGAAUAACUGGUUAACCGAUUGGAUGGAAGUGUUUAAGAUUGUGGUUAAUAUGGAAAUGUUGACGGAUUUGGUUUUGAGUCACAAUAAGUUGAAACUUCCGACUGAAGAACAGCUGUUGGAUGAGUCGUUGAAAUCAAUCAAAACUUUAAUCAUUGAUAAUAUUAAUUACAAUUGGCAUAACAUCUUAUAUUGUUGUCAAAUGUGGCCAAGUAUUGAAAGAUUGGACUUAUGGGGCAAUUGUAUUAGUCAACUGUCCUCUCCUAAGGGCUUAAUCUUUAAUCAUUUGAAUUAUCUGAGUCUUUGCAAUAAUAACAUCGAAGAUUGGCUUCAAGUUUGUAAAUUAGGAGAACUGCAAGAACUUAAGACAUUAGACGUUUCCGAUUGUAAUUUAAGGCAAAUUUGUUUUAGAGAUGUUGUAGUCAAUCAAAAGACACUACUGUUUCCACAAUUAGAGUAUCUUCUUAUAAGUAAUAAUAGGCUGAAUGAGUGGCGAGAUAUCGCUGAACUCAAUAAACUACAAAAACUACAGAAUCUGUUCAUUAAAAAUAAUCCAGUCUUUGAUAACGAAAAAUAUGAUACAAAUUUCAAUUUCAUAUUAUCUCGUAUUGAAGGACUCAAAGUUUUAAAUCGUGAAAAUAUAUCAGAAGCGAUGAGAAGAGAUUCAGAGAUAGCAUACUUAAGAAGAAUGUAUAAAGAAAAUCCUACUUUUGAGUCAAUUUUAGCCAAAUUGGGUACUCCUUAUGGUUUUGAAAAUCUUUCUAAAAAAGAAAUGGAAAGAAAAAAGUUUUUCAACAUAAAACUGAGAAAUCCUUUUGAUAAUAAAAUGGAGAUCGAAAAGAAAAUACCCGCUUCAAUUACAAUAAUUAAUUUGAAAACAAUUGUUCGCAAACUGUUUGAUAUCGAUUACAAUUAUGAUUUUAAUCUUAUAUGGACUUCAAAGGAUUUUGAGUGUCCUCUCGAUAAGGAAUCGCAAAAUCUAAACUACUAUUCUAUUGAAAAUGGAGACACUAUUUUGUUUUUUUGGACAAUCAAUUAGUUUAACUUUAAAUUUGUGGUUAAAGUU
Oppia nitens is the source of this 1418-nucleotide messenger RNA. It is a transcript of the gene Tbce, whose product is annotated as tubulin-specific chaperone E-like. The record is from RefSeq and is a predicted model, not a curated record. The transcript is spliced from 8 exons. Lineage: Eukaryota; Metazoa; Arthropoda; Arachnida; Sarcoptiformes; Oppiidae. The coding region runs from base 78 to 1391 and encodes 437 amino acids. Gene Ontology annotation, molecular function: protein binding.